GCGUAUCUGUCAAAGUCAAUCACUCAUUUGUCUGAUUAAUCGAUGAUCCAAAUAGACUGAAAAUGAGAUUAUUUUAGCGUUAUUUGCCUGGCGUUUCAUAAGAAAAUCAAUAUCAAUAUCUCUAUUUUCUAAAUUGUUGACAAAAUAGUACCAAAUAAUGAAACCAGACGCAGAAACCUUAGAAACGAAUGAAGAAGCAGACGCUUCGGUUGCUGGCGAUGCAAUAGGCGACACCGUCUACAGUGAACGCUUUGUCCUCAAAAUUCUAUUGAAACUUGCGAAUUUGGACUCCCUCAAAGAUGAAGUCAAAGACAAAUCGUUCGAAGAUGACCUUUGUACGCUCUGGGACAUGACUGCCGAUAAAGACGUGGUAUUAUUCCUACAGAAACAUGACGUAUUGAAUUUAUUCAAUUUUGCGUUGCCUACGAUAGAAACACCACGUAUCAUAGAAAUAAUUGUUGGAAUUAUAGGUAAUAUGUGUUGUCAAAGAAUAGCCGUUGCAAAACUUAUAAAAAUGGAAAACUUUCUAAGACUCCUUUUAGAAUAUAUAAAGACUGAUGAUAGCUUAGUUCUGAUACAGUUGUUACGUUUAGUUAGUUCCGCUUUAUUCUUAGCCGAAUGCGAAGACAUACCAAUAUGGAUGAAUUUAUUUGAAAGUGUUGGUUAUUCUGAAGCAUUGUACUUUAUACUCAAAAAUUCCUCACACAAACAGUUGCUAAUAACAGCUAUAGAAAAUACAAACUCAGUAUGUUCCUAUUGUAAUACAGAUAAUGUGAGAACAACUUUUUAUGCUCGCUUUGUAAAUGUAGAAGCUGUUGUAAGCUUAACAACUGCCUUUACAGAAGUAGUAGUAAAUCAAAAAGAAUCAUGUGAAAAAGAAGAAUUAGAAAGAGUGUUACUCAUAAGUUUGCAAAUAACACUGAAUAUGGUAGGUUUUGAAAAUGCUUCUGAAAAAUUCCAUUCUUGUAAGGAUAGUGUGCUAUCUAUGAUAAAACAUAUUCUCUUAUAUUAUGAAGACAAACUUAUAAAUCAAAAAGAGAUUGAUACAGAUUUAGUUGAUAUUGUGGAUUCUACAAUUACAAUUGUUAAUUUACUUCAAUUGAGUGAAUCAAGUGCUAUAGAUGUUUUCUUUGUACCCUGCCACAAUAUGUGGAAAGCUAUGAGUGUAGCCACAAAGUCUCAUCAAAAUGGGAAUUCAGACUUUGAAGAUAGUAAUGAAGAUUUAGCACAGAUUUCUAAAGAAAUAAAAUUGCCACUUUGUAAUUUGUUGUGUGGUUAUGUCUUGAAAUGUUCAGAAACACAUCUAUUAACUGCAUUAGACGUAAUUAAUGGGGAUUAUGAGAUAAUAGUUUGUGAAGUAGAUAGUGAAAUCCGAAAUAAUGUAUCAAGAAGAGCCACAAACUAUAGGACUAGACUUAAGGAAAUUAUUGAUUCAUAAUAAAUUGUGGAAAUUCAUAAUCUUUUCUGAUUUCAUUAUAGCCCUGUUUACAGUUGGGCCAAUAAAAUAGGCCACAUUUGACAAAUUUCAUUGUAGUGUAUCCUGUCUAAAAUCAUUGAUUAAAUUAAUCGUAAUGGUUUUCAUACAUAUGUACAUGGAAUGAAGUAAUUAUCUAAAAAUUAAUAUCAAAUAAGAAGAUAGGUUUUGAUAUUUUUAAAGAUACAAAAAAAGAUGUAGGUUCAUAUUGUUACCAAUCUGAUAUUUGAAAACAGGUAG
Molecule: messenger RNA, 1714 nt
Organism: Diatraea saccharalis (sugarcane borer)
Lineage: Eukaryota; Metazoa; Arthropoda; Insecta; Lepidoptera; Crambidae
Source: the annotation of a GenBank genome assembly